AGUCUCUACCAGAGUGUUGUUCCCGUGCUCGGCGAUUCUCCAGCCCUUGAGAGUUUGGCGCCAUGGCCGGAAGGGGGAAAUCGAUCGCCUCCGUCGCUGCCGCGAAAAAGUCGACGUCGAGGAGCAGCAAGGCCGGGCUCCAGUUCCCCGUCGGUAGGAUCGACCGGUUCCUCAAGGAGGGGAAGUACGCGGAGCGCGUCGGCGCUGGCGCUCCCGUAUACCUAGCCGCCGUCCUUGAGUACCUCGCCUCAGAGGUUUUGGAACUUGCUGGGAAUGCAGCGAGGGACAACAAGAAGACCAGGAUCGUCCCCAGGCACAUCCUGCUUGCGGUGAGGAACGACGAGGAGUUAGCGAAACUUUUGGGAGAGGUUACAAUCGCCAGCGGCGGCGUGACGCCCAACAUCCAUAACAUCCUCCUCUCUAAGAAGACAGGCAGCUCUUCUAAGACUGCUCCUGGAUAUUAUGACUGAAAAAAGAUUCAAUCUUUUUGCAGACUAGCACAGAAUUGAAAAUCUGCUCGGGUCCUUGUUAUCCAUUGCUUUUAGGAUUAUUUUCGCUUUUGCGUUUUUUUAGCUUUGCGAUUGUUCCUUGCCAUUGGGCUUGAUACCGCCACAAGUGCAUUUGUCUUGUGAAAUGAUAAAAGUUUGAAGCUUGAUCCAUCCUUCCACCAAGCUCUCCUUCCCCUUGGUUCCUUCUCAAUCUUUGAUUCUUCCGCUUGGAUCUUGAAUGAAACUCAGGGAGGGGGUGAUUUUUAAAUCUUUAUUCUGUGUGAUCUAAGGUCUUCUCCCUUUUAGCUAGAUUCUUUUUCUUGGAAUUUUAGAUCGCCCCCUUUGAUUCAUCUGCCAAUUGUAAUUGUGGGCUUGUUUCAAUUUUCA
This is a messenger RNA of Zingiber officinale, 875 nucleotides long. Its product is annotated as probable histone H2A.3. Lineage: Eukaryota; Viridiplantae; Streptophyta; Magnoliopsida; Zingiberales; Zingiberaceae. The transcript has 2 exons. Gene Ontology annotation, molecular function: DNA binding; structural constituent of chromatin; protein heterodimerization activity. The record is from RefSeq and is a predicted model, not a curated record. Gene Ontology annotation, cellular component: nucleosome. The coding region runs from base 63 to 470 and encodes 135 amino acids.